UUAAUUUAUGUUUGCAGCUACUGAAUGUGCAUGGUACUCCUGUGUGAUGAUAAUGUAGAGGGAAAGGCAGGAUUAGCUCAGAAAAUUGUUUAGACCGUAAGAUACUUGAAUGGCUGCUUGGAAUAACAAGCUCUCUAUUGUGUGUGUGUGCAUGUGUGUGAGUGUGUGCAUUUAUGUACAAGUGCAGCAAUGACAGUAACUUUAAAAUUAUGCAAGGUUUCCCCAGUUUGCUUAAUUUUACUUCUCUAGGAGUGAGAACUUGCCUAGCUGUGGGCUCUGUCUGGAGACAGGUGAAGUGUCCGAAUUGAAUUAGUGCUGUAGUAAUUUUAUGAAUGAAGCAAAACGCAGGUUCAGUGGAAGAGGAGCAGAGCGGGGAGAUGCGGUGUGUUGAGCUCUCUCUGGCAGGAGCUGUCACACCAGGGAACCGCACAGACUUGCACAGGCACGGCAUGGAUCUGCUGCUACAAGUGCCCGGAACACAAAGUGAGGCAGCUGCAAGAAGACAGCACCUGAGCCAUGGAAAAAUGCUCCUGAAAAUGAGCGAUCACAAAUCCAACUGAGCUUGAUAGUUGCAUGUGUGACCAGCUCCAGUCUUAGCUGGAGCAUCCCGUGCAGAGCCAUUCAUUUCCGACCAAGUGUGCCGGCGAUAGUGUGGCAGAGGAGCAGGCAGACCUCCCUGAGCAUCCAUGUCUCCUUCAUGUAUGACGCUUUUGCUGCCAGCACAGCUUGUACGUGAACAUCAAUAAAGUGGAGGAUGAGGGAGCAAGUCGGUGCAUGGACAGGCGGGCUACACAUGCCCAAAGCCAAGCAGGAGGGGAUCGCACAGCAUGGCAGGGGAGGGAGGAGGCAGACUUGGGUUUGCAAGGUCCAGGAAAGCCAAGAUGCUGAUGAAGCUUCUGGAGACCAGUCCAGAGGAGCAAUGCCCUGAAGGAGCACUGCAGAACCACGCUUCAUUUCUCCCCCUUGGAUGUCUGUACCCAAGGGACUUCAGUGGGAGAUGGGCUCUGCAUAUUGUGUUUUUUCUCUUUUUUUUGCACCUCUAUCCCAACUGUUAAAUGAGGAAGAAUCUUCCUCUAUACUGGAUUGCCCUCUUUUAUACAGAGUUUUUGCAUGAUAUCUCCGCAGCACCCAUCACCCGCAGAAGGUGGUAAAGGGAAGAAGAGAAGUGGAGAAUGCAGAUCUUCCUCGGAUAAGACCCCACUAAGAAAUGGUUCACCAUCUCCCAGCAGUCGCACUUCUCAGAGCAGAAAGAACAGCUCUUCAGACCCCUGUGGCAUGAACAAAGCCUCUGGCAUUUAAAGGCCAGGAGGAUGUCCCUAACCGACGAGCUGGAGAGCCACUUUUCUGCAACCCCCUACAUGGUGACAGACACAAGCGAGGGCAGCCUGUUCAGAAUCAGACCCAACGCCUCCGCCAAUGCCACUGGGGACAGCACAUCAGCCGCCGGUUCCAUGGAGGACAUGAUCGCUAUCUGCACCAUUGGGACAAUCCUCUCCCUCAUGUGUGUGAUUGGGGUAACAGGCAACGUCUACACCUUGCUAGUGAUGUGCCAUUACUUGCGAUCAUCUGCUUCCAUGUAUAUUUAUAUCAUCAACCUUGCGCUGGCAGACCUGCUCUACCUUCUUACCAUCCCCUUCAUCGUUGGGACCUACUUCAUUCAGAAAUGGUACUUUGGGGACAUUGGCUGUCGCAUCCUGUUCAGUCUGGACUUCCUCACUAUGCACGCCAGCAUCUUCACCCUCACGGUCAUGAGUACAGAGCGCUACUUUGCUGUGCUGAAGCCCCUGGACACAGUGAAGAGGUCCAAGAGUUACCGAAAGGCCAUUGCUGUUGUUAUCUGGCUGGUGUCACUGUUGCUCACUCUCCCAAUGCUCAUCAUGAUCCAGCUGGUGCAACGGGACAACAAAAGCAUCUGCCUGCCUACUUGGAGCAAGCUGUCCUACAAAGUCUAUCUCACCAUCCUUUUUGGUACCAGCAUUGUAGGUCCAGGGGUAAUCAUUGGCUACCUUUACAUCCGAUUAGCUAAGAUUUACUGGGUGUCACAAACAGCAUCCUUCAAGCAGACCAAGCGGCUCCCAAAUCAAAAGGUACUCUAUUUAAUCUUCACAAUAGUGCUGGUGUUCUGGGCUUGCUUCUUGCCUUUCUGGAUAUGGCAGCUUCUCUUCCAGUAUUAUGAAUCCUUCCCUUUAUCUCCCAAGGUGAUGAAGAACAUUAAUUACCUAACAACCUGUCUGACCUACAGCAACAGCUGUAUCAACCCCUUCCUCUAUACCCUGCUCACCAAAAACUACAGGGAGUACCUGAAGAACAGACAGCGGUCCCUUAGCAGCAGCAGUGGGUACUUCCAAAGGAGGAAUCGGUUUCAGAGGAUUUCAGGGAGAUCCCUGUCCACAAGCAGUCAGCACUGCACAGAGACAUACGUUCUUGCUCACGCUCCUUUGGGAAACAGCAGUGCCUGAAGGUAAAAUAUAUCUCCAAGAACAAUCAACAUUGACUUCAAUGUUGCUUUGAUUUAAAGUGUACAUUGUAAAGGCAAAGCCUUAGCAGAUCCAUAAUGUGCACACAUUUAGUCCAGAGGCUGUGCCGUAUGUCUGUUCUCAUUUUCUUCAGUGCCACUGAUUUGAUGCUAGCAACAUUCAGCUGACAUCUAUCUAAAUAGCCUUUCGCUUUUUAUCUUUAUAUUUUAUAGUGUAUGUCUCCUCAAGUAGCCAUCAAUAAUGAAAGCCUAUUAUAAGGCCAUGUUUUUUAAUAGUAUCAGCUGUCUCACAGAGUUUAAAAUUGUUAUCCCAUGAAUGGCUGUAGUUUGCUCUUUCUUUUCUUGAGCAGUAAUGCUAAAUUUGUAGUUGUAUGAGGACUGAAAACAAUAUAAUAAAGACAAAGCAGCUCA
Molecule: messenger RNA, 2887 nt
Organism: Aquila chrysaetos chrysaetos
Lineage: Eukaryota; Metazoa; Chordata; Aves; Accipitriformes; Accipitridae
Gene: UTS2R
Product: urotensin 2 receptor
Exons: 2
Coding region: 1311-2459 (382 amino acids)
Biological process (GO): blood vessel diameter maintenance; regulation of blood pressure; neuropeptide signaling pathway
Cellular component (GO): membrane
Molecular function (GO): urotensin II receptor activity
Source: RefSeq, a predicted model, not a curated record